GCUCACAUCAGUUCACACUCAUCGCUGCCUUGGGCUUCGUCAUAUGUCUUGUUGCCCGUGGUCCUAACCUGUGUUAACCGAACUUAUCACAGCUUACCAGAGUGCAGUACCAAAUUUCCAGAAAGUAACCCGUGCAAAAAAAUAAUAUAUAGCGCACGUAGCGAGAGUAAACUGAAAACAUUUAUAAUGAAAAUAAAGGAUUUGAGGAGAAAUCCGUUUAGUCAAGUAAAAUUAACCAAAAGAUCAGGUGACCCAAAUGAAACAAGACACGAAGCGACUAGUGAUUCUCAGGCUAACGAGCAAGUAUUGCUUCCUUCUGUUAGCAAUUUUAAUCACAUCAAGUGCAAAACUGUGAGACACGAAAAAUGUGAAAAAUUAAGAAAGGAAAAAAUUAAAUUGAAAAAGGAAAAUAAAAAGAAACGAUUACAAGAGGGUGGGCCCAAACGGAUUCCACAUACCAUUGAAAGUUUGAGAGAAAAGGACGAAACUACUGUUCUUGGUAACAUAGAAGAUGAACAUAACGAGGAAAUUAAAAUAGACUUUGAACACGAUGAGUUUGCUGAUUAUUAUAAACACGCUUAUGAACCUAAAGUUUUGAUCACAUAUUCCGAUAAUCCGCUCAAGAAAACAAGAAUAUUCGGCAGAGAACUAUCUAGAAUGAUUCCAAAUUCCACCUCGCUCUUCCGAAAUCGGUCUGGAGUGAAGAAAAUGGUUAAAAGUGCCAUUGCCAAUAGUUACACCGAUAUAAUUAUUAUUAAUGAAAAUAUGAAGCAACCUAAUGGUAUGCUGAUUGUUCAUUUACCAGAUGGACCUACUGCACAUUUUAGACUCAGCAAUGUCAAAAUAACACCAGAGUUAAAGCGCAGUCAUAAGGAAAUAACGGAACACCGACCAGAGGUCAUAUUAAACAAUUUUACAACUCGAUUAGGCCAUACAAUAGGAAGGAUGCUUGGUGCACUCUUUCACUAUGAACCAGAAUUUAGGGGUAGAAGAGCUGUUACGUUUCACAAUCAACGUGAUUACAUAUUCUUCAGGCACCACAGAUACGAAUUUAAUCCUGACACAGGAAAGCCUAAAUUGAGAGAAUUAGGGCCAAGGUUUACCUUGAAAUUAAGAUCGUUGCAGCAAGGGACAUUUGAUAGUAAAUACGGUGAAUACGAAUGGAUCAUUCAAGGUCGACGCCACGCAAUGGAAACUAGCAGAAGAAAAUUCUUUUUGUAAUAUAUUUUCAUCACGAAAUGGAACUUAUUUACACGAUUCUUAAUAAUAAAUCUACAAACAAAGUA
This is a messenger RNA of Orussus abietinus, 1286 nucleotides long. RefSeq names its product probable ribosome production factor 1. Gene Ontology annotation, biological process: maturation of 5.8S rRNA; maturation of LSU-rRNA. The transcript is spliced from 3 exons. Gene Ontology annotation, molecular function: rRNA primary transcript binding. The coding region runs from base 187 to 1221 and encodes 344 amino acids. Lineage: Eukaryota; Metazoa; Arthropoda; Insecta; Hymenoptera; Orussidae. Gene Ontology annotation, cellular component: preribosome, large subunit precursor; nucleolus. The record is from RefSeq and is a predicted model, not a curated record.